Cinara cedri is the source of this 531-nucleotide messenger RNA. The record is from the annotation of a GenBank genome assembly. NCBI's taxonomy places the organism in Eukaryota, Metazoa, Arthropoda, Insecta, Hemiptera, Aphididae.
AUGAAUACGUUCAAAUGCACAUUCAUCGGGUGUGAGAAAGUAUUUAACGUUAAACGUAGUAUGACCCGCCACGCUAAAUCGCACGACGGCGUAAAAAUUAAAUGCGCUCUUUGCCAUAAGUCGUUUUCACGUAAAUACAAUUUUGAAGAACACGUUAAAAUUGCCCACCGGGACGGAAGAGUCGCCUCGCCGACUAUUGCUCCGCAGGCCGGACCAUUGUGUAUUACCCCCGGUUCGUCAACUCAGACUUGGAUUACCGACGACGAAAAUGACGCGUUGUUGGCAGUCGUAUGUCAAGCCAUCGAUGAUAUGGAGGGAUUCGAAAACGAAGGUAAGAUUUCUUUUAUUAUGACCCACCAGAUAGGAAUUAGCUAGGGAAAUAGUUUUAAUUUAGGUUUUUUUUUCUUUCUGUUUCCUUUAGGAAGGAAACGUGCACUCAGAGAAGAUACCGCUGCUAGAGUGAAGAAAGCAAGGAUGGAGCUAGUGAACACGCCCGGCUUUACCGAAAUCGACUCUACCAUUCCUAUGUAG